Messenger RNA from Parathielavia appendiculata, 2831 nucleotides. RefSeq lists its product as uncharacterized. The transcript has 5 exons. Gene Ontology annotation, biological process: monoatomic anion transport; borate transport; monoatomic ion homeostasis. The coding region runs from base 277 to 2376 and encodes 699 amino acids. NCBI's taxonomy places the organism in Eukaryota, Fungi, Ascomycota, Sordariomycetes, Sordariales, Chaetomiaceae. Gene Ontology annotation, cellular component: fungal-type vacuole; plasma membrane; basolateral plasma membrane. Gene Ontology annotation, molecular function: borate efflux transmembrane transporter activity; solute:inorganic anion antiporter activity. The record is from RefSeq and is a predicted model, not a curated record.
AUUUUCGGGUCUUAGCAGUUCUACAGUGAUCGACGUGUAAACAACAGUUUGUCUUUUAGAGUCUUGAACAGUUCGGUUUUGCCCACGCAAAGGGAAUCGGGAAUCGAGACGCCGAUUUAGGAUACUCCCGAAUUCUGAAGGCCUCGCUGCGGCAACACCCUGAAUGACUGAGAGUUCGAUUGCCCUUCAAUUCUUCGAUUCCCGAGCUCUGCCUUCGCCUAAUUGAUUCCACUUAUCCAUUAUCUCAUCCCCACGAAACCAGGCAUCGGGUCAGCAAUGGCCUCCAAGGCAGAGAACCCUCCGGGACCGGGAUCGGGACCCGGGCCCGGAGACGGGCUCACCCUCCCGACAACAAAUGAUCCCCACCAGCACCGCCCCGGUGGUGCAUCGCGAGUCAAAGCCGGCCUCCGUAUCCGCGACUGGGUACGCUCGCCCCGCUCCGGGGAUGCCCGCCACCCCCGGCAUGGCACAACCCAACCUGCUGGUUCCAACUCCGGGUUCGGCUCCGGAUCCGGGCCGGGGCCGGGCCCAGAACACUGCCGGGUAGCACCGACCCACGAACCCUGGUGGAAGAUUCACCUCUUCCGGGGCAUGGUGAACGACAUCCGGAAGCGAGCCCCGUUCUACCUCAGCGAUUGGACCGACGCCUGGAACUACCGCGUCGUGCCCGCCACGGUCUACAUGUUCUUCGCGAACAUCCUGCCUGCCCUGGCCUUCUCCCUCGACAUGUUCCACAAGACCGACAUGCAGUACGGCGUCAACGAGGUGCUGCUCUCGUCGGUGGUCGGCGCCGUCGUGUUUGCUGUGCUGGCCUGUCAGCCCCUGGUCAUUGUGGGUGUGACGGGUCCGAUUACCGUGUUUAAUUAUACCGUGUACGACAUAAUGAUGCCUACUGGGACCAACUACUUGGCCUUUAUGUGCUGGAUUGGCUUAUGGUCUCUUGUUUUCCACUGGAUCCUAGCCGUUACCAACUCGUGCAACUGGCUGCGCUACGUGACUCGGUUUCCCUGUGACAUCUUUGGCUUCUACGUCGCCUUUAUCUACCUGCAGAAGGGCAUCCAGAUUCUCGAGACGCUUGGCGACGGGGAGCCCUUCUACCUGUCUGUGGUCGUGGCUUUGCUUGUCUUCGCCAUCGCCUACAUAUGCGGCGAACUCGGCCGGAGCAGCCUGUUUAGGCACCCAAUCCGCGUGUUCCUCAAGGACUACGGCACGCCCUUGACCGUUAUCUUUUUCACUGGCUUCGUCCACAUGGGCAAGAUGAGGCAGAUUUCUCUCGAGACUCUGCCCACGGGCAUCGCCUUCAUGCCGACCAUGUCAGAGAGGGGCUGGUUCAUCCACUUCUGGGAUAUUCCCAUUGGCGAUAUCUUCAUCGCCAUUCCUUUUGCCCUGUUAUUGACCGUACUGUUCUGGUUCGACCAUAAUGUAUCCUCCCUGAUCGCCCAGGGCACCGAGUUCCCGCUCAAGAAGCCCGCCGGCUUUCACUGGGACCUCUUCCUCCUCGGCCUAACCACCGGCAUCGCCGGCCUUUUAGGUCUUCCCUUCCCCAACGGCCUGAUCCCGCAAGCUCCGUUCCACACCGAAUCCCUCUGUGUCACCGAAGUGGUCUCGUCCGACUGGGACGACUCAGACGGCGGCGGCGGCGGUAAGAAGGGAUUCGCCUUCCGCGCCGCCUACGUGGUUGAGCAGCGCGUGUCGAACCUCGCGCAGGGCCUGCUGACGCUCGUCGCCAUGACGGGCCCCUUGCUAUCCGUCCUGCACCUCAUCCCGCAGGGCGUCCUGGCGGGCCUGUUCUUCAUCAUGGGCUUCCAGGCGCUCGUGGCCAACGGCAUCACGGCCAAGCUGCUGUUCUUGCUGCGGGACGGAGCGCUCACCCCCGCGGGCCAUCCGCUCCGUAGGAUGGGCGUCGUGCGGCGCAGCGCCGUGUGGCUGUUUGUGUCUGUCGAGCUGGUCGGGUUCGGGGCCACGUUCGCCAUCACCCAGACAGUCGCCGCCGUGGGGUUUCCCGUGUUUAUCUUGCUCUUGAUCCCUGUUCGGGCGCUGCUGUUGCCCAAGUGGCUCUCGCCCGAAGAGUUGGCCGUGCUGGACGAGCCGACUGCCGGUCCGUUCACGAUGGAGAGUGUCGGGGGCACCUUUGGCGGUAGCGGCAUGAGUGGAGGGGAUGGUGUAUUUUUGGAUGCGCCUGAGGGGGGAGAGUCGGGUGAGGACGUGGAGGGGUCGAGGAGGAAAAUGGAAGGGUCUGGCGGCGGUGGCGGCGAGGGAGUGUUCGGUGGGCGGGUUGAAGGGCGGAGCGAGUUGGAGCUUGCUGAGCUUGGGGAGAGUCUAUCGGGGCAUGUGAGGAGGAGACUGAGUACGCUACAUCGAGAAGGCACUGCCUAGAAGCCGUCGGGACUGUUCUGUCGUAGAAAAGAGAGCCAUCUGGAGGGCGUCGAGGACGUGCGCAUUGGAGGUUCUCGGUCUUUACUGGUGUCUGAGCGAGGAGUCCAGGCCUCGAGACAUCCUCAUCGUUGGAUGUCAGUCUAUCCCCGUGUCUUCGUCUUCGGGCCGCAGAGAGAGAAUACCAAUUGACAUUGUGAGAUGACCGCCGGUCUCCUCCCUGUCAGUUUCAGGUUCUGGAAGGAAAAGACGAGAAGACGGAUUCCAGAUGACAGCUGUCGAGAAGACGAACACAUCCACCAACAAAUCACUCUCCCCAGCAGGAUCAGUCAAUGUCAAUCUCGGAUUUCAUUAAAGCAAAUCUUCACCAUCUUCAGGCUAGAGCUAUAAACGAGACGAGCUAGGAACAGAUACGUUAGAUAUGGAUUGGCUUCAUUAACGACUUGCGUAUGUCAACG